AUGUCGGAGGCCAACAGGAACGAAACUACACCUAACGAAUCCUAUCCAAAAGACGCGUCGGGCGUAGGGCAAGGGAUUAUACAGGUUCAAAACUCGCCGGGGGGUGCUCAAGGGUCUCCUUGGGGCAUUCGGACCUCUCCAUGGCUUUCUCAAGCGACUAGUGCAUCCUCUUGGGGGUCACCAGCCCAGAACCCGUGGUCAAAUACUCCCCACCAAUCCCCCAGCUAUCCUCUUGCAACACAGGCUUCUUCGUGGGGCAGCCGAGCUCAUGACCCGUCAACGAAUGCGUUUUCAACCACGCCCCAGCACUCGGGUGACUAUCAAACAACUCGGAGCUCUAAUUGGGUAUCACAGUCUCAGAGUCCAUGGGGGAAUGGAUUGGCACCAACUCCUCGUCAAUCGCCUGGUUGGAAUAGCAUCCCUCGGUACUCAAAUGCUCCAGCAAUCAUACCAGUACCAUUACCUCCCUCGGAAUUGAACCCUUGGGCGACCCCAGGGAGCACCAUGGCUUCAGGUCCCAUCCUAUCACAGAGGGCAAACUAUCCACCAACUUCAAUGGACCUAGCCGACGACCACAGCUUAGAGCCAUUAAUGGUUGCUACCAACCCUUUCGAUCGACCGACACGCAAACAUCGAAAACAAAAGGCCGAAGCUGUCGAGGAAGCGGUGGCGAAUCCACAACCGACAGUCCAUUUCCAGCAGACUCCUGUUUUCAUCCCCCCGCCAUUAACUCCUGCGACCACGGUUCCGACUGAAAUUGAUCCUGCAGACAUACCUCUGCCUGCAAGCGAUACGAGUAGCGAAAUUUCCACAACCAGCAGUGCAACUUCCACAACAAGUAGCGCAAGCUCUGUGAAAGUUUUUCCAAUCGACAUUCGACCUAUUGUCAAUCAGGCAACAGCGCCGACCUUCGAUUUACCAUUGGGUUUUGUGCCUUCCGGACCGAAUCUUCCGAUGGUCGUCUCGAAUGGACCCACAGCAUUGCCAGUUACUCCGUUCAAGGGCUCACCUGCCACCUCCGUGUCAACCCUUCCGAUUCCAGUGACUACACCAUCGAAAAAGAUGCAUAUUUUCGAACAACUCACUGAAGCGCUCAGCGACAGUCUCAGCGAGCUGAGGAUUUUGGAAGAUGGCCUAGAAAAGUUUUACGGCUAUGCUAUCUUCUUGCGGAUCCCGUCGUUAUAUUUCUCGCGUGUUGCUCGAAUCUUCGAAGACGCGCGGACUAGCAAACCGGACAUCCAUCGCAUGGCACGUGCGAGGUCGUCCCAGUGGAAGCAACCAAACGAGAUCCUUGCUUGGGCAGACUAUGACCCAACUCCGCUGCCUAAUUCUUUGCUGCAUCUCCGUGCGUCUUGGGAGAGUUUUAUCGAUUCAUUGAUGCGCGAGUGGAAGACGUUGAAUGUGGUCAGCGUGCUGCUCAUGUCGGCCAUAUUGACGCUGUUGCAGAUUGAAAGUGCUGCUCACCCAAUUACGCGGACAACGGCGUUUUUCUCUCUGAUUUGUGCUCUUUUCAGCCUGUUAUAUGGCUGCAUGUACAUCAUCCGAUUCGGAACGAUGCGCAAAAUGCAUAAAGCCGCGAGUUUGGCGCAAGCUGUGGAAGGGAAUGGUGAAUCUGUCAACAUCUGGUGGAAUGUUUGGAUCAUGCUUGCCAUGCCGUUGACCUGGCUUGCGUGGUCGAUCAUCACGUUUCUGGCCUCGAUUAUGUCGUUCAUCUGGCUCACCGGCUCGUCGCAAGAUUCUAUUCCGACGCUUUCCCUUCGUGGUGCACUCGGAGUUCGACUCGCGCUGACCUGUGUGAUGGCGUUCGGGAUUAUAUACUUUGUUCUUAUCGUGCGCGAGUUCCAGCGGUACGGCGAUGCGAUGGACCGUGCUUGGAUGAAGUCCGUGAUGGAAGACCUUGCGUUGGCGCGGAACUGGGUGUCGACUGCGAAUGCCGCUCCUCCCCAGCAGAGGGCGUGGGAAAAUACCCGCCCUCCCAACCCAUAUUAUGACCCGAUAACGCCUCCGCUUGAACGAUCACCGCCAAUGACACCCGCGCCACCACCACCACCUCUGGGUAUGGACGAUUCAGAGACAGACGACCUUGUUCCGCCCGUCGUUCCGGGUGGAAUACGAUUACCACCGUACUUCAAGGAGGUACUGCAGAGUGAUCUACCAUUGACAGCGCUGCCCGAUGCGUUCUUGAAACCGGUCAGCGACCUGCAAGACGAGUCGUAUCGCGGCUUGAACUUCCGGCAUUCGAUCAUGCAUCUGGAUCGCGGUGUCAGGGCCGUCGAAGACUGGAUGAGCGAGGAUGAUGGGGGUUUCUUGAGGCUGGACACGGACGAUCGGGUCCGUUUUGUGCAGGACAUAACAAGUGCGUGGACCAGCCGUAUACGGCUGCAGACAGACGCGCCUGAAUAUGUGGAGACCCCGCUCUCGCCUCCCGACCCGCAAGUGGUGCAGGAGUUCGUUGACCUGUGGAACACGCGGUACUUCCGUCCGCGGAAGCUGGAAGUCGUGCUCCAGCCCUCGAUCUAUCGACUUGCGACCGCUGUUCCCACGGAUCUGCAGUAUGUUGUAGAUAUCCAGUCCAUCGGCGGGAGUGGCGAGCCGCUGCCGUGGGGCUGGUGGCUCGAGGAUGGGGGCCUUGGGGGCGAGGGGAGGCGGAGACAGACUGCAGUGAGUAAACGGAAGAAAAAGAGGAAAUUGUAG
Molecule: messenger RNA, 2694 nt
Organism: Mycena indigotica
Lineage: Eukaryota; Fungi; Basidiomycota; Agaricomycetes; Agaricales; Mycenaceae
Exons: 4
Coding region: 1-2694 (897 amino acids)
Source: RefSeq, a predicted model, not a curated record